Molecule: messenger RNA, 750 nt
Organism: Rotaria sordida
Lineage: Eukaryota; Metazoa; Rotifera; Eurotatoria; Philodinida; Philodinidae
Source: the annotation of a GenBank genome assembly
AUGGAAUUACAUACAGGUAAAAGUUUCGAUAGUGACAAUGAUCAAACAAAUCGACAACGACAAAGUGGUGUUGAAGAUACGUUAAGAAGUGAUCAUAGUUCAAGAAUGGAUUUCAAUAAACAUGGAAUAUUUGUUGAACGUACACUUGCUUUAAUUAAACCAGAUGCUAUUAAUACAGCCGAUGAAAUUGAAACAAUUCUUCUUAAUCAUGGUUUUGCUAUUUUACAAAAACGACGUGUAACAUUAACAGCUGAACAAUGUUCUGAUUUUUAUAGUGAACAUUAUGGAAAAAAAUUUUUUCCAAGUUUGGUUGCAUUUAUGACAAGUGCUCCAAUAGUUGCCAUGGUUUUAACAAAAGAAAAUGCAAUUCAACAAUGGAGAGAAUUAAUUGGACCAACAAAUUCAAUUGUUGCAAAAGAAACAUAUCCUGAUAGUAUUCGAGCAUUGUUUGGAACUAAUGAACAAAAGAAUGCAGUACAUGGUAGUGAUAGUGCAGUGAGUGCUGAACGUGAAAUUCGAUUUUUCUUUCCGAAUUGUAUUGUUGAACCAAUUCCAAUUGGACAACCGGCAAAAGAUUAUCUUGAACAAAAUGUUAAUAAAACAUUAAUAAAAGCAUUGACAGCUUUAUGUAAAGAAAAACCUCAAGAUCCAAUAUUAUGGUUAGCAGAUAAAUUGAUGGAAAUAAAUCCAUAUAAACCAAAAUUAAGUCAAGUAGAAAUACCAUCAUCUUUUGAUGAUAGACACGUAUGA